This is a messenger RNA of Exophiala spinifera, 1335 nucleotides long. Its product is annotated as diphthamide biosynthesis protein 1. Gene Ontology annotation, biological process: protein histidyl modification to diphthamide. The record is from RefSeq and is a predicted model, not a curated record. Bases 1 to 1335 code for a protein of 444 amino acids. Gene Ontology annotation, molecular function: 2-(3-amino-3-carboxypropyl)histidine synthase activity. The transcript has 2 exons. Lineage: Eukaryota; Fungi; Ascomycota; Eurotiomycetes; Chaetothyriales; Herpotrichiellaceae.
AUGGACGAACCUCCAAUGCCCGGUGCUUUUCCGUCAACGGCGGAGGAGAGAGGCAAUACCAAUAGGACACCCAAGAGAAGGUUUGUCGGAAGGAGAACCGCAGAUGCACAGGCGAGACAAAGGCAGGAUGCCAAUGGCUCUGUGGAGGAAACUGCGGCAAUCGUCGUGAAAAGUCAGCGCAAAACACCUCGAGCCUUGAACCAGAUCCCGGCCGAAAUACUGGACGACCCAGACAUCCAGGCUGCAAUAGCCUUGCUCCCUCACAACUACAGUUUCGAGAUACCCAAGACCAUUCAUCGGAUACGAACACUCGAGGCAAAGAGAGUCGCUCUACAGUUUCCAGAAGGCUUGCUGAUGUUUGCCACUACCAUCUCUGACAUUCUCACCCAGUUCUGUCCUGGCACUGAAACAUUGAUCAUGGGAGAUGUAACAUAUGGUGCAUGCUGUAUUGAUGACUACACCGCAAGAGCACUGGGAUGCGAUCUCCUGGUUCACUACGCUCACAGUUGUUUAAUACCUGUGUCGGCAACAAAGAUAGCCACCCUCUACAUUUUUGUAGACAUCUCCAUUGACACAAAACAUCUGGUGAGCACUCUGUCACGCAACAUUUCUCCUGGCAAGACAAUCGCCAUGGUGGGUACAAUACAGUUUCAUGCCACCCUGCAUACGAUCAGACCUGCCCUCGAAGCCGAAGGGCUGAAGUUGGUCGUGCCUCAAGUUAUGCCGCUCAGCAAGGGCGAGGUUCUCGGGUGUACUGCACCUAAAAUUGCUAAAGACCAAAAUGUUGACUUGAUCCUAUAUCUGGGGGACGGUCGUUUCCACCUUGAGGCUGCGAUGAUAGCAAACCCUGACAUUCCAGCCUAUCGAUAUGACCCUUACUCUCGGAAGUUGACGCGCGAGACGUAUUCACAUGAAGAAAUGCUGGACAUGCGGUCCAGCGCAAUUGGUGUUGCAAAGAAAGCAAAGAAAUGGGGCCUGAUUCUGGGAGCCUUGGGCCGACAAGGCAAUCCUCACACGCUGACCAUGAUACAAAACUACCUGACCCAACAAGGCAUACCUUAUAUCAAUCUUUUGCUUAGUGAGAUCUUUCCGGGCAAGCUGGCAUUGUUCGAAGACGUGGACUGUUGGGUUCAGAUUGCUUGUCCGAGACUGAGCAUUGAUUGGGGAUAUGCUUUCCCUCGGCCACUGUUGACCCCAUACGAAGCCCUAGUGGUAUUAGGUGGCCAACAAGGGUGGGACCGAGGCGAUGGUACAUAUCCCAUGGACUUCUAUGCCAACAAUGGACUAGGCAGAACGACGGAGAAGCUUGCAGCUCAGGUAGCGGUCUCUGGCUGA